AAAAAAAAAAAAAAAGGGGAAAAAACAGAGGAUGGAAAAUUGAGUCGUGGAUAAGUAGGAGAAAAAACACGCGGAAAAAGGCCAGCCUCUGCUGAGGCCUUAACUUGGUCUGCUCAGAGACUCAAAAUUCAUCAAAACAUUAAACAUGAGAUAAGUAGUAGAGCGAUGGCUUAUCUUCCAUCUCCAAGUGCAUUCACUAUUAAACAUAAUCCAAGAUUCAUAUGCACUCGUCCUUUGAGACCCAAUUCUCUUCACAAUCUCUGUUUCUUCACAAACCGUCUCAAGAAUCACCCAGCAAAGUGCCAUGCAUUCUUUGGAAACAUUCCUGAUGCUUUGGAGGAAACUAUUCCCUUGGACCAGUUCCCACUUUUACGAUCUGGGUAUAUGCAAUUUCAAAACUUCACUGAGGAUUUAUCAGAGGCUCAGAAAUGGGGAUUUCUGGUUUUUGCUGGUUUUACAUGGAUAUACCUGACAGCUAGGCCUGGUGUUCUUAUCGGUGCCAUUGAUGCAUACCUUCUUGCUCCUCUUCAACUGGGUUUCAACAGUCUAACUGGAAAGACAAGCUUGAAGAGAAGUGAUUUUGUAGUGGGUAAUAAAUUGGGUGAAGGAUCUUUCGGUGUUGUUUAUUCUGGUGCCAUUGUUCCAAAGAAUCUGAUUGUUGAAGAUAAGGUGCAGAAGGGACGAAGAGGCAAAUCAAUGGAGUUAGACAAAAAGUUGAAGGAUAAGGUCAUUCUUAAAAAGGUGAAGGUUGGAAUUCAAGGGGCUGAGGAAUGUGCUGAUUUUGAGGAGUGGUUUAAUUAUAGGCUAUCAAGAGCAGCUCCUGAAACAUGUGCUGAGUUCCUUGGGAGUUUUAUUGCUGACAAAACCAGUUCACAGUUUACAAAGGGUGGAAAAUGGCUUGUCUGGAAGUAUGAGGGAGAUCAAAGUCUUGCAGAUUACAUGAAAGAUCGAAACUUCCCAUUCAACUUGGAGUCUGUCAUGUUUGGACAAGUAUUACAAGGAGUAGAUACUGUAAAACGGAAUGCAUUGAUCAUCAAACAAGUAAUGCGUCAAAUUAUUACUUCGCUAAAGAAAAUCCAUGACACAGGAAUUGUUCAUCGUGAUGUAAAACCAGCCAACUUAGUGGUUACAAAACGUGGACAGAUUAAGCUUAUUGAUUUUGGUGCAGCCACAGACCUGAGGAUAGGCAAGAACUAUGUGCCAAACCGUGGCUUGCUUGAUCCUGACUAUUGCCCCCCUGAAUUAUAUGUUAUGCCAGAGGAAACACCAAGUCCUCCUCCAGAGCCAAUUGCUGCCUUACUUUCUCCUAUACUUUGGCAGCUUAACAGUCCUGAUCUGUUUGAUAUGUAUUCUGCUGGAAUUGUACUCUUACAAAUGGCAGUUCCAACUUUAAGGUCUACAGCAGGUCUAAAGAAUUUCAAUUCAGAACUAAAAGCAUUUAAAUACGACUUAAAUAAAUGGAGGGAGUAUACUCGGCGAAUCCCUGAUUUAACAAUUCUUGACCUCGACUCGGGUAGGGGGUGGGAUUUAGCAACAAAGCUAAUCUCAGAAAGAGGUUUCCUUAGAAGAGGGCGUUUAUCAGCUGAUGCUGCUUUAAGACAUCCUUAUUUCUUGUUAGGUGGUGACCAGGCAGCUGCAGUUCUUUCAAAAUUCAGCUUUAGCAGAGACUGAUCGAGCUGAAUGAGGAUGCAAGUACAUAUAUAUUCCUUCUUUUUGUUUUCUCUUUUUGUAAUUUUUUUUUUUUUCAUUAUUUUGAUUUUCUGGUUCCCAUAUGUUGUUUUCAAAGGUGACAUUUUUUGUUCAUAUUAAUUGGUGAACCCUGGUGGAUCCUUGAAAAUGAAAAUCCAAACUGAUAAAAUGAGUUUAAAUAGUAA
Messenger RNA from Ziziphus jujuba (common jujube), 1874 nucleotides. RefSeq names its product serine/threonine-protein kinase STN8, chloroplastic. Gene Ontology annotation, molecular function: ATP binding; protein kinase activity. Lineage: Eukaryota; Viridiplantae; Streptophyta; Magnoliopsida; Rosales; Rhamnaceae. Bases 166 to 1671 code for a protein of 501 amino acids. The record is from RefSeq and is a predicted model, not a curated record. The transcript is spliced from 4 exons. Gene Ontology annotation, biological process: protein phosphorylation.